Molecule: messenger RNA, 3711 nt
Organism: Lemur catta (Ring-tailed lemur)
Lineage: Eukaryota; Metazoa; Chordata; Mammalia; Primates; Lemuridae
Gene: LANCL2
Product: LanC like 2
Exons: 9
Coding region: 70-1422 (450 amino acids)
Biological process (GO): peptide modification; carbohydrate metabolic process
Cellular component (GO): plasma membrane
Source: RefSeq, a predicted model, not a curated record
GCCGCGGCAGGAGGUUUGUCCCCGCGCGCGCGCCGUCCCGCGGCCCCGCUGGAGAGCCGCGCGGGGGAGAUGGGCGAGACCAUGUCGAGGAGACUGAAGCUGCACCUGGGAGGGGAGGCCGAGAUGGAGGAGCGGGCGUUCGCCAACCCCUUCCCAGACUACGAGGCCGCCGCCUCCGCGGGGCUCGCCGUCGGAGCGACCGAGGACACGGGCUGUGCUCGCCCCCCGCCCGCCACGGACGAGUGUGGCCUCCUCUUUCACAGCGACGGAAAGAUCAUUCAUAAUUUCACAAGGCGGAUCCAGACCAAAAUCAAAGAUCUUCUGCAGCAGAUGGAAGAAGGGCUGAAGACAGCAGAUCCACAUGAUUGCUCUGCCUACACUGGCUGGACAGGCAUAGCCCUUCUGUACCUGCAGUUGUACCGGGUCACGUGUGACCAGACCUACCUGCUCCGGUCCCUGGAUUACGUAAAGAGAACACUUAGGAAUCUGAAUGGCCGCAGGGUCACCUUCCUCUGCGGAGAUGCCGGGCCCCUUGCUGUAGGAGCUGUGAUAUAUCAUAAACUCAAAAGUGAUUGUGAGUCCCAGGAAUGCAUUACAAAACUUUUGCAGCUCCAGAGAGCCGUUGUCUGCCAAGAGUCAGAGCUUCCUGAUGAGCUGCUGUACGGACGGGCAGGUUACCUGUACGCCCUCAUGUACCUGAACACGGAGAUCGGGCCAGGCACCGUGUGUGAGUCAGCUAUUAGAGAGGUAGUAAAUGCUAUCAUUGAAUCGGGUAAGACUUUAUCAAGAGAAGAAAGGAAAACUGAGCGCUGCCCCCUGCUGUACCAGUGGCACAGGAAGCAGUAUGUCGGAGCAGCCCACGGCAUGGCUGGGAUCUACUAUAUGCUAAUGCAGCCAGCAGCAAAAGUGGACCAUGAAACCUUGACAGAAAUGGUGAAACCCAGUAUUGAUUAUGUGCGCCACAAAAGAUUCCGGUCUGGGAAUUAUCCGUCCUCAUUAAGCAAUGAAACCGACCGCUUGGUGCACUGGUGCCACGGUGCGCCAGGCGUCAUCCACAUGCUCAUGCAGGCGUAUAAGGUUUUUAGGGAGGAGAAAUACUUGAGAGAGGCCAUGGAGUGCAGCGACGUGAUUUGGCAGCGUGGUUUGCUGCGGAAGGGCUACGGGAUCUGCCACGGGACUGCCGGGAAUGGCUACUCUUUCCUGUCCCUUUACCAUCUCACCCAGGAUAAGAAGUACCUGUACCGAGCUUGCAAGUUUGCAGAGUGGUGUCUGGAUUAUGGAGCGCACGGGUGCCGCAUUCCUGACAGACCCUACUCCCUCUUUGAAGGCAUGGCUGGCGCCGUUCACUUUCUCUCCGACAUCCUGAGACCAGAGACGGCACAGUUUCCAGCGUUCGAACUUGGCUCUCCGAAGAGGGAUUAAAAGGUGCAAAAAGACAACUAAGAUACCUGUUUGGACCAAAAGCCAUCAGAUUGCUUAGUGCCUGACACGGAAACAACUAUGAAUCCUGACAGAGAAAAAGAAAAAGCAGGCACCUUCACAGUCCCCCUUUUGUUGCAGAGACCCUCAAGUUAGAGCAUGAGUGACAGAAACGUCCCGUCAGCAUUUUGUGACAGUGUCCCCUCACCUGUGUAAAAUACGACUUCUUCACACCCAGCUCCUCUGUGGCGUCUGCAUGUGUCCGCGUCCCGUCCUCUGCUGUCCGGGCCGAGCCGGCUGCGCGUGCUGUGUGCAGCCGGGCUCCUCGUGUGCACAGGCAAGGAGCAGGCCGGCCACGGCUCCUCUGCAUCGGAAGGGUUGUCUGGGGCGGGCCGUGAUGGCGUGUUGUCAGCCUUCCAGACGGGCGUGGGAAAGACCCCGGAGCUGAGGAGAGACGCGGAGCCCAGGGCGGGAGGGGCGUAGGGCCACAGCUGCUCGCCUCCUCUUUGGGUUUUGUGCCCGCCCUGGUGUUUUUAGGAAGCCCCAGGAAGGCACUGCAGCUCUGCUGGGGUCCCCGUUCUCAGCAGGGGUUUCAGGUACUUCGUGUCAAGUCUGCAAGGCCCGUGCAGCCCGGCGGCCUCCCAGGAGCAGACCUGGGGCCAAGGGCCGCCGGCGGGGAAGCCGCCUGGUGACUGAGUGCCGGCAGCUCUAGAGCGUUUGCCAGGUGUCUGUUACUGCAACCGACUGCGCCUCAGUUGUAUCAACAUUGCAAACGUUAUUGUAAGAACGGUGGCUACAGUUGCAGAUGGGUAGGAAACAGAAAGAUACUCAAUUGGACCCAUGUCCCUGCAGUUAAGUUUAUUUUAGACUUUUGGUCAAUAUCCAAGUACAAAUUUAGGAUGAAUACAUUUCAUAUUUUUUGGUCUAGGGUGGUAAAGUCAAAAGUACUAGUCUGAAUUUAUAGAUAUGGGGAAACAUAAUGAUCUAACCAAGAAAAUUAGGGUAUUAUCUGUCUGACAUUUUUUAUUUAAAACAUGUGGGCAGUAAUUUGGAUUAGUUUACCUUCAGUGAUUCUGUCAUGUAGAUUUCGGUUUUAGAAGGGUUUCUGUCAUCAUGAUACAAGUGGUCCAGGGCUUUCUAAGUACUCUUGUGAGCUAAGGUGUGUGUCAUAAAAGACAAUAUACAGGGCGCUCGGACGGUCUCAGGCCUUGUCUGCAGGGCCUGCCUACGCAUGGACCAGCCUGAGUCCCCACUCCUUUCGUGAAGGAGAAAGACGGUAGUCGGUGGAAAGGACAAGCCUCCUGUCCCUGUGCAGCUCUCUGGGGAGCUGGUACCCAGAACACGUGACCUUCGGUUUCUAAGUGAUGCCUCCUGAAUCCAUUGCAGACAUUCUUGCGUCUAAGUCAUGAUUGCUUUCUCUCACAGAGACUGAUGACUUCCGUGGGUAUUAAUCCUCACGAUUGCAUUUUAACUGACUCCCACACCCUGUGACGUGAAGUGGGUGCACUCUCAUGGACCCGCUGGGGGACCUCAUCCCGACACUGUUCCAUCCUCCCCACCCACCUCAUCGGAAGACCACGCACACCGCAGAGCCCACUGGUGACUUCUGCCUGCGUCCUUUCUCAGGGGUAGCCGGUCAGGGGCCGCAUGGGAGUCACCCUCGGCUCCGCAGUAGCCCUUCUCAGCAGGGAGGAGACAGUGGUGACCCUGGCCCCAAUGGGCCAAGUGUCUUGACCAGGAGCAGCAAGGGUAACUCUUAUUUAUCUGGGUGUCUGCCAGGCACUUAAUCACAUGCACAUUUGAAAAUACUCGUCUUUCUGACUGGCAUGCUGAGGGAAAGAUAAAGUACCUGUGGAAUAAACGGAGGAGAUUUUAUUUAUGGGGCUUCUUAAAGCCAGCUGGGUCGACACCUUCCCACUCUCCCACCACACACUGACAGGUGCGCUGCCCCGUGAGACUCUGCAUUGAGCCCCUUCCUGCGUCUGCUCCCGCGCGGCUGUGUGACCGCAGCUCCCACUCUCGGUCCCUGACGGCAAAGCAGAAGUGGCACGUACUGCACAGGACAGAGACUUGCAAAAGUCAGCUUAAUAGUUAAUAAGUGUUUGAAAUAAGAUUUCAGGUCAUCUCCAGUCAUUUCUAGAAUUUGUGUCCACAACUGUGUUUUGCAAAAUGUGUCUAAACUUUAAAAAUAUGUACAUGCACAAUACCGUUUAAAAUUGAAAGAAAAAAAGUUGAUGUCCACAAAAAGUGUGUGGGGUCUUUGGUUUUGUUAGUAAAAGACAGUUUUGUGAU